AUGUUAGUAAAAGAAUGCAGUUAUUUUAGACGUGGUUGUUCUGGUAUUAAGAAUUUAUGUGAAAAUGUAAGAACUCUGUUAUACGCUGGGUAUGAAAAGAUUUCACUUAAAGAAAAAAUAUCAUCCAGUGAUUUUAGCAUUUUUAAUCAAUCCCAUCUACCUCAAUCCUCUGAUGCUUCUAAUUUAUACCAACAUAUUCUAAAUGUAUGUGCUAAGAUUGGAGGGACUAACGAGGUCUUAUUUAGAUGGUGUUUGCACCCUACCCCUAAUCACCCCCCCCCCCCCCCCGCAAGGCGCGAUGAUUUAGAAAGAGACUUACUAUAUGUAGGAGAACCUCCUAGUUUGCCAGAAUGUACAUCUUUAUGA
Pneumocystis jirovecii RU7 is the source of this 366-nucleotide messenger RNA. RefSeq lists its product as uncharacterized. The record is from RefSeq and is a predicted model, not a curated record. The transcript is spliced from 2 exons. Lineage: Eukaryota; Fungi; Ascomycota; Pneumocystomycetes; Pneumocystales; Pneumocystaceae. Bases 1 to 366 code for a protein of 121 amino acids.